Lecanosticta acicola is the source of this 2916-nucleotide messenger RNA. The record is from the annotation of a GenBank genome assembly. NCBI's taxonomy places the organism in Eukaryota, Fungi, Ascomycota, Dothideomycetes, Mycosphaerellales, Mycosphaerellaceae.
AUGCCGGCUAGAGUCGCACGGUCCAGUACUUCGGCUGCUGUACCGAAGAACGCGCGCAAUAAGAAUAAGAAGCGCUCGCUGGAUGCAUAUUCUCAGGCGCAGAAACUCAUUCCAGAGAAAGGACCUGCUCGCCACAGGUUGGGCGAGGAUAUCGAUGAUGAACCUCGGCAGAAACGGCGACGAAGGGACAGCGAGGAGGAUGAUGAGGAUGAGGAAGAAGAGGAGCCACAGCGAAAGCGGCCGAACAAGCGCUCUUUUGCGAAUGAUCAGGACGACGAGGAUGUUGAAUACGGCAGCGACCCCGAUGGCAAUCAGUUGACACUGGGUGGUAUUGCCGAGGACGACGAUGAUAGCGAUCUGGACUCAGACGAAGCUUUUGGCGAGUCGGACGAGGAGCGAUUUGAAGGUUUCACAUUUCGAGGCUCGAAGAGUAGUAAGGGAAAGACGAAAGUCAAGAAACCCGUGGCCUCGUCGAGCAAGCGAAGGAGCAACGAUAUCAAUCUUAACGAAAAAGAUGAGAGCGAAGAUGAUGAUGGAGACAGUCAAGACGACGAAGGCUUGGGCUUCGGUGACGAUGCGGUCGACUUGGCUGCCAUGCUGGACGAUGACCACGAUGAAAUACUAGGCGGCAAGGAUACGCCAGGUGAAGACAUGGGAGAACAAAGCGAGGGCGAGAGUGAAGAGGAUGAUGAGUCUGAAUCGGAAGAAGAGGAUGACGAAGAUGAAGGAGACGAGGAAGAGAUGAAAGAACGGUCUGCACGGAUAAUGGAUAGACUAGAGGCCCUCGAUGCUCCCGCUCGUCAAGCACCGGCACCGCAGGCCUCUGAAGCCGUCACCGUGGAUGACUUCAUGGCAGAUACUGAAUUGGCUCCUGAGAAGACAAGCUCGAAAAGUAAGAAGAAGGCCGCAAAGCCUACAGCAAUUGCUGCGCCUCUUCCCAAGCGACAACAAGACCGUCUAGAUCGCGAAGUCGCUACUGAGAAAGCUAAGCAGCAGCUUGAUCGAUGGCGAGACACGGUAAUCCGCAAUCGUCGAGCCGAGUUUCUGAAUUUCCCUCUGCAGAACCCUGCCGAUCAGAAUGGCUCGCUUGGAAAAGAAAAGUUUGUCCCUUCGACGCAAGAGAAGCCUCAGAACGAACUCGAAGAGAGCAUUCAGCGUAUCAUGGAAGAGUCAGGGCUUGUCGCUAAGCAAGGUGAGACGGCAAAGGCUGGCAACACGGAGGCCGCUCUACUGAUUAAGAGCGAGGAGCUCGCCGAAAAGAAGUUGCCAGUCGAAGAAGUCAUGCGCCGCCGUGCUGAGCUGCGCAAAGUCCGAGAGCUCCUCUUCCGCGAGGAAUUGAAGGCUAAGCGCAUUGCCAAAAUCAAGAGUAAGAGCUAUAGGCGAGUACAUCGCAAGGAGCGGGAACGCCAGGCUGCACAGGAACGCGAGGCGCUUGAGGGCAUGGGAAUAGAUCCUAUGGACGAAGAUGAAAAGGAAAGAACUGACCGCAAACGAGCGGAAGCCCGCAUGGGUACGAAGCACAAAGACUCCAAAUGGGCCAAAUCAAUCAAGCAGACGAACCGGACUGCGUGGGAUGACGAUGCCCGAGACGGCGUGGUUGAGCAGGCCAGACGUAACGAGGAACUACGGAAGAGAAUUGCUGGUCGAGAUGUGUCGGAUGGAAGCGAUGUCUCUUCUGACGAGGAGACAAGUGACAAUCAAACUUUGAUGAAGAAGCUUCAUGACCUCGAAGGAGCCAAUGCUAGUGAACCGAAGGGUCUCGCCGGUCUGAAGUUCAUGCGUGCAGCGGAUGAGCGCAGACGGAAGCAGAAUGACGAGGAUGUGGAACGAAUCCGCAAGGAGCUUGCCAUAGCCGAUGGAGACGAAGAGGAGAGCGAGGAUGAAGAAGAAGGUCUCGGUCGUGCUAUUUUCGGGCCACAGAAGAAGGAGGAGCCGAGAGUCGAGGAAGCCAGACUGGAGUUUGAAGCGCCUGAAAGUGACGACGAAGAAGAAGGAGUCAGACACACAGACGAGAACGAGAAAAAAACCGCAUCAUCAAGCGUGAAAGCCGCACCGAAAGUCAAUGCGAGGACCACGCGAACUGCUGACGACCCUCCUUCGAAAAGUGGGUUGAAGAAGGCAGAGCAUAAUGACGAACGACCGGAGAAGAGAUGGCUUGAGGAUCCAGUGCAAAAGCAGGGGAGUGACUGGCUCAAGGCGCCGAAAAAGUCCAGGAAAUCCGCACCUGUCGAUGUUGAGAUUGAUACGCUUCAGGCGUCUAGGCCAGCCAAUGCAGAGGCUCCCGCAAAACAUGCGAAUGCGGUGAAGGCUGAGAAGGCGAGGCAAGCAUCUGAGCGCACCGCUGAGAACACCAACGGAUGGACCACGGUCACAUACAACCACGGCUCUGACGCUGAGGGUUCAGACGAGGAGACUGCCGACCCUGUGCUCAACGCUAAACAGCAGAAGCAGUCUCUCCUGAAGCGAGCGUUUGCCGGCGAUGACGUGCAGACCGCCUUCGACGCCGAGAAAGAAGAACUAGCAGUUUCCGAGGAUGAAAAAGAAGUUUCCCACUAUCUUCCCGGUUGGGGCGCUUGGGCAGGCUCCGGGCUCACCAAAAAGCAGAAGGCACACAAUGAGCGUCGGAAGCAUAAUCCCCUCUUCAAGGCCAAGACCAAUGGCGUGAAGCAGGCGGAUCGGAAAGAUGCGAAGCUGAAGAAUGUUGUUAUCAGUGAGAAGGACGAUCGCAAAGGCAAGAAAUACCUUGCCUCGGUGCUACCGCAUGAGUUUGAGAAUCAGGAACAGUACGAGAGGAGUAAGAGAUUGCCGAUGGGACCGGAAUGGACGACCAAGGAGGUGCAUCAGCGCAUGACCAGGCCUAGGGUCGUGGUUAAGCCAGGUGUUAAUAUGACGGCUCUGGAAAAGCCUGUCGCGUAG